AUGUCUUUCCUCUUCAGCCGAAACCGUCAGAAGACGCCGCAGGAGCUUGUUCGAGCAUUGAAGGAUACCAUCAUGCGGCUGGACACGCCGCUGGAGAAACGUCGGGCGUCCGAGGAAGCCACGAGGUUGCUCUCUCAGCUCAAGGUGAUCCUACAGGGAAACACGGAGUCCGAACCCUUGCCCGACCAAGUGCAAGCUCUCUCCGACGAAGUCAUCAACAAAGACCUCCUCCCGCUUCUCGCAGAGAAUCUCUUCCGAUUGGAUUUUGAGGCCAAAAAAGAUGUUGUAGCGCUCUUCAACGGUCUCCUCCGUUACCGCCCACCGGUCGGACACUUUGGUCAACACGUCUCCCCUCUCUACCCCGUCGUCGAAUACCUCAGCCAUGACGUCAACGAGCGCAACCGCAGGAACCCCCCGGAUACCCUCCGGACGCUGGUCGAGCACUACAAGUAUCACCCGGAGGUUGCCAACAACUGUGGCACAAUCCUGCGCGAGAGCUUCAAGCAUGAGUCGCUGGCAAGGGUUGUGCUGUAUGGAGAGAUGUUCUGGGAUUUCUUCGACUAUGUGCAGGGAGGAAGCUUCGACAUAGCUAGCGAUGCCUUCUCAACGUUUAGAGAACUUCUGACAAGGAACAAGAAGCUAGUAGCCGAAUUCUUGAGCGAAAGACAGGUCGAUUUCUUCCUUCGAUAUAAUACCCUGUUGGUAUCGUCGAACUACGUCACCAAGCGACAGUCGAUCAAACUGCUCGGCGAAAUCCUUUUGGAUCGCGCAAACUACAAUGUGAUGCUGGAAUACGUCGACUCACCGGAGCAUCUCAAGUUGACCAUGAACCUUCUGAGAGAUAAGAGCAAGAACAUCCAAUACGAAGCAUUCCACGUCUUCAAAGUUUUCGUGGCCAAUCCUAAGAAAUCGAAGGCGGUGCAAGACAUCCUGUUGAAGAACCGCGAGAAGCUUCUGGUAUUCCUGCCCAAGUUCCAUGAAGAACGAAAGGACGACGAGCAGUUUAUAGACGAAAAGAGUUUUCUGAUGAAGCAGAUCCGAGAUCUGGGACAGCAGCCCCACCAUCCCCAGCAGCAGUACUCGCAUUCUGGUAUGGUGUCGGCUUAG
Tricharina praecox is the source of this 1107-nucleotide messenger RNA. RefSeq names its product Mo25-like protein. Gene Ontology annotation, molecular function: protein serine/threonine kinase activator activity. Gene Ontology annotation, biological process: intracellular signal transduction. The coding region runs from base 1 to 1107 and encodes 368 amino acids. The record is from RefSeq and is a predicted model, not a curated record. The transcript is spliced from 8 exons. NCBI's taxonomy places the organism in Eukaryota, Fungi, Ascomycota, Pezizomycetes, Pezizales, Pyronemataceae.